Molecule: messenger RNA, 516 nt
Organism: Capsella rubella
Lineage: Eukaryota; Viridiplantae; Streptophyta; Magnoliopsida; Brassicales; Brassicaceae
Product: protein rpi-1
Exons: 1
Coding region: 49-462 (137 amino acids)
Source: RefSeq, a predicted model, not a curated record
UUUGCUUACGUUUCUUGUGCGUGCUUGUGUUUUUGUUAUUUUGCAAGAAUGAACAACGUCGUUGAAGUGUCACCGUGUUUGCUGUUCGAAGCAUCUGGAGAUUCCGAGAACCAUCAUCAAGAACGUGGCCUCGAAGGCGAUGAUGUAUUGAAAGGUCAUGAAGAUCAUAGUGAUGAUGAUGCUGAGUCAUGCAGGUGCGGGAGUCAAAUGACGAGUAGGUCAACUGAUCAUGAUCCGGUAGAAGAAGAAGAAGAAGAAGAAGAAGAAGAAGAAGCUGAGGUCGCCGGAGAGAAUGAGGAUCACGAUGAUGGAGACGGUGAAGUGAAUAGUUAUGGGAGGUCGCCGGAGAAGAGAGACCGUGAAAAUCGGACCGUUGAUUUAUCUUCGACGGGAAAUGACGAGAGGUCGAUUAGUGAGAUUGAAAAAAACCGAAUGUUUUGGGAAGCUUGUUUGGCUUCUUAAUACUAUUGUAUUUUUCUGUUUUAUGAGCAAGAAAUUCUAGUUAUUAGUAGUGUA